AUGGAAUUUGAUCCAAAGACGCCUCAAUUCCUCACCUCGGACCCGUCGAGCUUCGCCUCGGUCUCGGCGGAUGACCGAUGGCCCGUCAUCAUUACUGGCGCUAUUGAUGACCUAGCCCGCACGGUAAACACAGUCACCGACGAGGAGAAAGCCAGGGAGGGAAAGAGCAUCAUCGAGAAGCUUGGGACGUUGAAGUAUGAAUUGCAGCAUGACCGGCAAUUGAGCCCCCUCGAUGACGACGGCGAGUCCGAUAUUGCUUCGUAUAACGAGGAACUCAAGCAGCGCGGAAACCCCAAAUGGCACGAUGCACCCUGGUUGUACUCCGAGUGCUACCUCUACCGCCGCAUGGAGACAUUCUUCUUCCGAUCAAAGCACUGGAAGGGCUACGACGUCUUUGCGCGCCAGAAGAUGUCCACCUUCAAGUCCUCCCGGCCCGCCGUGCUAGAACUCGCCGCGCGGUAUCGUGAACUGGCUCACGAGGCCGAGAGCGGUAAGGGGCAUGACGGAAUGUCCGCAGAACAGAUUGAGGAGGCUGAGAAAUUGCUAUUCACGGAGAUGUGCGAGAUCUGCCUGUGGGGAAAUGCCACUGAUCUCUCGCUCCUAACCUCCCUCACCUACGAGGAUAUCCAGAAACUGCAGGGCUCGCAGGCGCGCCAGGCAUCGCAGAAGAACAUCAUCGUCAACGACCUCGAAGCCGCGUUCAACGUGAUGCAAAAGGCUCGCGUGGAGAAAAAGGACGGCGAUCGCCGCGUCGAUAUCGUCCUCGACAACUCCGGUUUCGAGCUCUUCGUCGAUCUAAUCCUGGCCGGGUACCUGCUCUCAGCGGGUCUGGCGACGACAGUCGUACUACACCCGAAGCGUCUGCCUUGGUUCGUGUCCGACGUUACGCCGAGGGACUUCUCGGACCUGCUCAACUCCAUGGUUGACCCGCAGGCAUUCUAUACUGCGCCCGAUGACACGGGCAAGACAUACCCGGCGCUCUCGGCCAAGGAAGUUGAAGACGUGCAAUUCUUGUUCCAGCAGUGGAGCGAGUUCCACCAGGACGGGAAGUUGAUCGUGCGUCCGCACUCGUUCUGGACUACUCAGGGCUGUUACUGGCGUAUGCCGCACGUUGCGCCGGAAUUGUUCGAGGAUCUGAAGGAAAGUGAGCUUGUUCUGUUCAAGGGUGACUUGAACUACCGCAAGCUCGUCAACGACGCCCAAUGGGACCCUACAACCCCCUUCACAACCGCCAUCGGCCCCAUGGGUCCGAAGUCCGGAAUCCGCGUCCUGGCCUUCCGCACUUGCAAGGCGGAUGUUGUCGUCGGUCUGCCGGCCGGCGAGGAUGAGAAGCUCCGCCAGCUUCCUGGUGGCGGCGGCAGUGAGUCACGGAAGUGGGCGUGGACUGGAAAAUGGGCUGUUGUGUCGUUCUCUGACGGCAAGGUCUAA
Molecule: messenger RNA, 1428 nt
Organism: Penicillium daleae
Lineage: Eukaryota; Fungi; Ascomycota; Eurotiomycetes; Eurotiales; Aspergillaceae
Product: damage-control phosphatase ARMT1 family protein
Exons: 6
Coding region: 1-1428 (475 amino acids)
Biological process (GO): DNA damage response
Cellular component (GO): nucleus; cytoplasm
Molecular function (GO): phosphatase activity
Source: RefSeq, a predicted model, not a curated record